Messenger RNA from Adineta ricciae, 4629 nucleotides. Lineage: Eukaryota; Metazoa; Rotifera; Eurotatoria; Adinetida; Adinetidae. The record is from the annotation of a GenBank genome assembly.
AUGGAAUCUCAAAACGCUCCUACAUCGCCUUCUCAGCUUUUAAUUGACGCUACGUCGUCACCAGCUACUCCGACUCGUAAAUUUCGCGGUAAAACUCAGCAACCACCAACAUUACCCAUACCUCAAAUCUGUGUGAACAAUAAUGACGAUGAUGGUGACGAUAAUGGUCAUAUAACGAUUCUCGACGAAUUUGAUCAGGUUCUAGAAAACGAAUCCAAACGUAUAUUAGUUAGUCGCACAUUAUCACUCAAACAACAUGAUUCCAUUGAUCAUAUUGGAGUACCUCUUGGUCAACAACGAAGUUUUUCCUUUUCGCUUGGUUCAAAACCAAAUAUAGCAGAGACAGUAGUUAUCGCCGAUGACGACAAUAAUGAUAAUGACGACGAUGAUGAUGAUGAUGACGACGACGAUGACGCUGACGAUGAUGAACACACGAGUUCGUCAUCGUCAAAAACGAUGAAACUGCCGGCUACACCAAAGUCAAGCUUGUCAAAGGAGACUUUUUCACGUCUUUUUCACUCAUUCACAUUUCGCUCGGGGAAUCAUUCGUCGUCAUCGAAACUCUCCGUGACAAAAGUAGAUCAUGAACAUAUUUGUCUCGCAUGUCAACAUUCUUCCAAUCUUGACCUAAACCCGAAGAACAAGCGACGUCCAUCGAUAUUUGGUGUCUUCGCUUCGAAGCUAAACACACCAUCCGAUCCCGCAUCGACUCGUUGCUCCAUAUGUAAGAAAACAUAUUUGAGACCAAGUUUAACGAUGAACGAUGAUCAACGACAAUUAUCACCAUCAAAAAUACUUCGUGAUCAAAAACAAUUACAAUUACAUAUAAAAAGACGUCAAAGUCUUCCAUCAUUAUUUCAUCAUCUGUUAGAGUCCUCAUCUGUAACCACGUUAAAUUCGAAUGUUGUCAAUGAUAACAUCGAUCACGAACAACAUCAUCAAACAACAUCGCUGAACAUAUCUCAUUCAUUUUGUUCAUUAACAGGAUCUGAUGAUAAUCAUGAGAAUAAUUCAUUAAAACGACAACGCACCAAUUACCAUGACUCAUCACAACAAGCUGAAAAGGGCGGCAUCAAAGACGAAAAUGAUAAUGAACUUGUCCCUGAGAUAGACGAACCCCAUGAUUCAACGACAACAAGCAACGUCGAAUUCACAUUAGAAAAUAACACUAUACAUCAACAAUUUCUACAUCCUCCCGAAGAAAAAACUCGUAGUUUAUUAACCAAUGUCUUUCGUACACGACGAUCCAAUCUAGCUUUGGAUUCACCUGAAACGAAUAUGUCUGGUAAACAAUUCAGUAUGUCAGUUCUUAAUCUAGCAACAUCAAUUAAUACAAGUCGAAGAAAUAGUGCAAUAGCAACAGUUAAUGAAUCAACAUUUGAUCCACGAAAACAUGCUUUAUCUGAAGAAAAUUUGCCAUCAGUGGAUAAUACGUAUAUUUAUUUCAACGAUAUCAAUGGGCAAAACUUCAAAGAAAAACUCAAAUAUUCCACUACAUCUGAAAACACAACAUUGAGAGAAAUGUUGAUAAAACUCUUCGAAAAGCAUAAUCUUUCCAUCGAUACAUAUUACAUUUGUUUACGAAGUGCUCCUACAUUACCAUUGUCCUUGGAUCAACCAGUUAAACAUCUUCUUUUAAAUGAUCUUGUCGUAACAGAAACAAUCAAUCCGGCUUUGGCGAAGACAUCAGCGGGAAAGGAACGAAAAGAGAAGCGGAAUUCAACGGGUUCAGCGGUAUUACCCUCGAAUUCCAAAGCAACAUCGAAACGUCUCUCAACGCAUUGUAUGAUGCUCGACAAUGACGAGAAUCAAGAUGCAAAAUCGUCCACUCGAAUCAAUAAAACCAAUCGAUCAAGUAUAUUCGCUGGAAGUAUAUUCACACGAGAUACAUCUGAGUUAUCAGAACGUAGCGAAAGUAAUCUCUCGUUUGUUCGUCGAAAAUGUGAAGAAUGGUUGACGCAUGGGCUGCCGAAAUUAGCUCAACUUCAAUGUUCGAUUGAUGAAUGUGAUCUGGUCAUUGAAAAAGAAUGGCAACCAUUUUUGACCGAACAAGCACGAUCGUCAAUGUCUGAAAACAUCAAACUACAACAAGAAGCGAUCUAUGAAUUACUUACAACCGAAGUUUCUUACAUACGUCAGAUUCUUACUAUGACGGAUAUACUGAUGACCAGUGUUAGCAUAUUGAAAUCAUCACAGCGUGAAGGAAUCUUCAACGAUAUUGAUAUGGAGAAGUUAUUUUCCAAUAUUCAAGAAGUUCUGCAUGGAAAUUUACUGUUUUGGAAAGAAAUUCUACUACCGAUUAAAGUCAAACUUAAACAGAAUGGUCUACCAAUGAAUCCAUCUGACUUAAAAAACGGAUUUGUCAAUUUUGACGUCUAUUUCAAAUCGUAUCUACACUACGUUCUUGAUCAGAAAACAAGUGCCGAGUAUUUCAAACAGAGGCUUUCGCGCGAUGAAUUGUUUCAAUAUUUGAUCUCGUGGAUCGAAGGCAAUUAUACGAAUCGUUUAUCAUUUUCGGAUUUGACCAUCAAACCUCUUCAACGCUUAACUCGGUAUAAAUUGCUACUCGAAGCUAUCCAAAAGAAAACAAACGAUACGCAGCAAAGACACGAUCUACAUGAAAUGAUUCAAAAAGUGGCAACGUUUGUCAAUCGAGUGAAUUCGAAGCUACAUAAUCAAGAGCAAGAAGAACGUAUUCGUCAGAUAAAUGAUCGUAUCGGCCCAUAUGAAUAUGUUUCAGCACCACCUGAACUCUCUUCGAUCCUUCAAGAGUAUAACCGUGAUGCAUUAUCGAAUCGCUUGGAUCUUCAACAAGAUAUGCCAUUACAUGUUCGUGGGUAUCGCCGUCAGAUUAUUCAACAAGGACCCAUGAAAAUGAAAGAUGCUAAGAAUAGUCAAGAUGUUUAUUGUUAUCUCUUUUCCGACAUGUUUCUUAUCACCAAAGGUGGCAAACGAAGUGGUUCAACAAAUUCGCCCUUGACAUCUUCUCACAGCGAUGGACAAUCCAAUCGUCUAUCAUCAAAUAUAGUAAAUAAAAUUCUCAAACCACCGAUACGCAUUGACCGUAUCGACGUUCGUGAAUAUGAUCGUCGUGGUGGCAAUAGUAAUAAUACAGAACCAAACACGGCAUCAUUUGUUGCAUUGAUCUUUUCGGAGUAUAAUCUUAUCGAAAGUGGUUAUUUGUUUCAAACGAAUUUGAGCAAGCAAUGGAUAGAGAAUAUUCGAACAACGAAAGCGAAUUUUCUAUCGCUAAUGGAAGAAUCUAAACUCAAGUUUCAAACUCUCCAUGCAACGACGAGUUCAUCUGUGUCAACCAAUACAGCUCCAGAAUGUCCAUCGACGCCUUCCUCACCAUCUAUUGAUAUACCUGUAUCGAAUACGGAAAGUCCAAAUCCCGGCACUGAUGACGCUUCUCGACGUUCAUCGAAAGUUGAAUCGGAUGUGUUUAAAAUAGUCGAACAGACACGACGAAAUUCCCGUACAGACCGAAAGAAUUUCGGUCGGUACUUCACAGCGGAUGGCACAAGUACACAUGACACAAAUUCAGCAGCCACUCCAACGAAACAAAUCUCCUCAUCAUCAAUCACGAUUCUCAAACGGAUGUCAUGGAAUAAUGAACAGUCAAGUGAAAAGAAUGAUUCAUCUUUGAUUACGAAUUCCUUCCGUAGUGUACAUAGUUCAAGUGGUGUUAGUUCCACAGGAUCAUUUUUAUUCAGCGCAGAUGAAGAUUCAUCAGUAACGACAACGACGUCAUCGUCCGUACCCUCAAUUGUUCCAUCGAUAAAAAACGAAGAAUUGGAUGGGAAAAGCUCAAUAACAACUGUUAUAGCAAUAGACGCUCAACCUCGACAAAGCGUUUCCUAUCAAGGACGGGAUGAUUGUACGAAAAAUGAUUUAGAAGCAAAAAACAAUCAACAAUUAAACACACAACUAUCAUCCUCAUCAAGUACGAGUACACUUACAUCGAACAAUCAAAUAAUAGCAGACACUCCAUCAUCUUUGACAGGUCAAACAUCCUCACCAUCACCGGAAUCUUCUCUUCGUCGUACUCCAUAUGCAAGUGUUAAAAAACGCACUCAACCUCAUCGACCUUCAUGUCAACAACAGCAACAGCAACAGCAGCAGCAAGGUCAUCGUCGUCAUCGAAUAUUUGAUGAGAAUGACGUUGGUUCUUCCAUUCAUCUCAACGUGUAUGAUUCACCAAGAUCUCUGGAUGAACAAAUAUCUCUGCGAACAAAGCAUUCAUCUGACGAUAGUCCAUCUCUUAUUGCUAGUGGUAAUGAGAGUGAUUAUGAUAAUAACCGAUCAACGACUGUUCGACUACCGGUGAAUACGUUUGUUUGUUCUAAUGAAUUGAUACGUACAGACGAUCUUCUAUUGGGCGAUCAAAAUGAAAUUACACUUCAUAAUGAUACUCAUAUUGAAAAUUCUAACAGUCAACAGUCAGAUAUUAUUAGAAUAUCAUCGUCAUCAUCAACAAAUCCUUCCGCGAAAACGAAUAUCCCAUCAUUAGAUGACAGUGCACCGUCACCCAAUCUUCUCGCCUACCGUAGAGAUUCUCUAACAUCGCGACGAUUAAUUGAUAUUCGAAGUCAUCUGUUACUAAAUACAACACUCGAUGCUACGUAA